This is a messenger RNA of Poecilia latipinna (sailfin molly), 589 nucleotides long. Its product is annotated as proteasome subunit beta type-6-B like protein-like. Gene Ontology annotation, cellular component: proteasome core complex; cytoplasm. The coding region runs from base 12 to 305 and encodes 97 amino acids. The record is from RefSeq and is a predicted model, not a curated record. The transcript has 2 exons. NCBI's taxonomy places the organism in Eukaryota, Metazoa, Chordata, Actinopteri, Cyprinodontiformes, Poeciliidae. Gene Ontology annotation, molecular function: threonine-type endopeptidase activity.
CUUCAUGCCUGAUGUUUCUCUUCUCUUUGCAGGUUUAUGUUGUGGCUCUGGGUGGAAUGUUACUCAAUCAGCAGGUUACCAUCGGCGGCUCAGGAAGCACCUACAUCUACGGAUACGUUGACGCUAAAUACAAACCCAACAUGACCAGAGAGGAAUGUGUGCAGUUUGCCACCAAUGCUCUUGCUCUGGCGAUGGGAAGGGACAACGUCAGCGGAGGUGUUGUUCACCUGGUGGUGAUCACAGAAAAAGAGGUGGAGCAUGUGGUUGUACCUGGAGACAAGCUGCCAAGAUUUCACGAUGAAUGAAUGAUUUUUUAUGAUUUAGUUUUACAUACAUGUUUGAAUUUUUGGAAUGAUCUCUUUGAAUUUCUAAUUGAUAUAAUUUGUUCUGUCUUAGCUAUUGGCUACAAGAACACUCUUUCCAUUUCAUGUUAGGUGAGCAACCUUAGUGUCAUUUAAAUAAACAAUUGGGUAUCUCAUGUGAAAGACAGGUGUCUGUUUUUUAAUAAGUAAUAGUUAAGUUUAUGACCAAAAAAUAACUACAAUUCUAUUUGAAUACGUCUUUAUCCAAGAAAAUAAAACAUUUUGUU